UCAGCAGGUCGCGGCUGUCAUGGCGGCGUGCAGGGCGCUCGUGAGUCGCGUUGUAUUACCUCUUCAUUAUCAUCAUGUGUCCAGAGUGAUGCUCACACACGUCAGGGAGAAAAAGAGAUGGAUGAAGGCUUACACACUCAUUAUGGAGAGGAAGAGAAAAAUGGAAGGACCUCCACCUCCAAAGCCGCGCUCCCAGCUGCCGAACUUUGAUUACCAUGCUGAAGUGGAGGCUUUCAGUGCCCGCCUGCAGGAGAGUUUCUCUCUGGAUCUUCUGAAGACUGCGUUUGUGAGCUCGUGUUACCUGCGAUCUGAGGAGGAGAGGAGGCGAGCAUUGGGCCUUGACUCGGAGAUGACCGCCCUCAACCUGAAAGACAACGGCGAGCUGACUGUGCACGGUCAACAGUUCACAAAGGGUUUCCUUGGUGAGUGGUGCAGGGGCAGCUUUCAUAGCUUGCCUGAGGAGGGUGUGGCAGCUGUUGUAGACCACCUGACAGGGUCAAAGGUCAUGUGUCAUGUCGCAAGGAAGCUUGCCGUGGAGGAUUUGACGAUGAGUGCAGAGUUUCCCGUUCCAGAUGACACCCUGCAAGGAACGUUCUUCGCUGUGAUUGGGGCUCUGGAGAAGAGCAGCGGGCCUGUGCAAGCUGGGCUUUUCAUUAGGGAUUUCCUGGUGACUCAGCUGAUUGGGAAAGAUCUGUUUGACAUGUGGAGAGUGGUUGAUCCCAUGGGGCUGCUGGUUAAAGAGCUGACCCGUAAAAGUUUAGCGCUACCCGAGCCUCGCCUCAUCCGGUCUGCUGGCGCCAGUACUGUCCUCCCUCUCUAUUUUGUUGGGCUUUACAGUGACCGUAAGCUGCUGGCUCAGGGUCCGGGUGAGACCGUCCUGGCAGCCGAAGAGGAGGCAGCGCGUGUGGCUCUGAGGAAACUCUAUGGCUUCACCGAGGACCGCAGACCAUGGGACUUCACUGCCCCCACCGGGCAGCUUCAGAAGCCCAGCAAACAGGCUCUCGCCAGUGGAUAAAUGAUGAACAGAUUCCAGUGGGACACUUUUUGAAGAACCAAACUGUUCACAUUCAUCAUCAUCUGCUUGAUCACAACUAUUAUGUAGGGUGAAACUUCUGCUGAAAUGUGGCCAUGGUGACACUGGAGGCCAACUUAUUAUGCCUGAGACGGAAAAUCUCGGUGUACCUCAGACUAAGACAAAACUGCCCAAUUAAUGAAAAAGAUCAUAUACAUCUAAAUUAAGAGCAUUAAUCUGUUCUGGAGGUGCACAUUCUUUAGAUCUUCUGUUGGUACAAAUAAAUUGAUGUAUAUAAAUGUUAAACUUUGGUUGCUAAAAAUAAAAGUUCUGAACAAAAUGUUGUUCUGUCUGUAUAGAAUGCAAAAAUAAUUUUUAGCCAUAACUUUUGUGUUGGCUCUAAGUUGAUAAGUGCUCUUCUGAGAGUUAAAAAGCCUUUAAAAUUAAGUUUGAAGGUUACAUUUACAUAGUAAACUGUAUUUAAUCUGCCAUUUUAUACAUCUCGCCAUAUAUCUAAUCCUAAUGAGCAAACCACAUGGGUGUAACCCUCUUCGUGUGCAUAAUGUUUAAAAUGCCAGCCAAACUUGAUAAAAUAAAAAAAAUACAAGAAACCAAUCUGUGACUUGGAAUGUAAAGUUGUUGCUUUUAAUAGAAGGUUAGCACAGGGAUUAUGGUUUAAUAAACUAAGUUUCAAUAGGUUUUCUUUCA
Messenger RNA from Rhinichthys klamathensis goyatoka, 1720 nucleotides. It is a transcript of the gene mrpl44, whose product is annotated as mitochondrial ribosomal protein L44. NCBI's taxonomy places the organism in Eukaryota, Metazoa, Chordata, Actinopteri, Cypriniformes, Leuciscidae. The transcript is spliced from 6 exons. Bases 20 to 1015 code for a protein of 331 amino acids. Gene Ontology annotation, biological process: RNA processing. The record is from RefSeq and is a predicted model, not a curated record. Gene Ontology annotation, molecular function: double-stranded RNA binding; ribonuclease III activity.